ACACACACACACACGCACACAAGGAGCACUAGAGCCUUAGAGCCUGUACAGUCCCAUAUAAGGUAUUGCUGAUGAUGUAAUGGGCGCCACUGGCUGUGAGUGAGACUCCGUGUGCAGAGAGCACUUCUCAUAAUGUUUGGUUUUCUGGAUGGAAUGUCCACAUCAUUGGGAUCUCCGGGAGAGGGAGAAGGGAAAGACUAGAGUCACAUUAUUCUCUGAGGAUUUUAAAGGACAGGAGGCCAACAGCACAGACUUAAGCUCCUGAAUGUAAAGGAAAGAAAAUAUCAAGAAAUAAAGGAGGAGAAAAAUGAAAGAGAAGUCUCAGCUCUGAAAGAGGAGCUGAAUAAGCUGAAGGCUUUUGCUCUGCUGGUUGUAAAGGAGCAACAGUGUCUAGGUGAUCUGCUGGAGGAGCAGAGGCAUUGCGUCAAAGAACUGACCACUACCACAGACCGCAUCAAGCAUAACGUCAGUUCUGCUUACUCUAGUGCAAACAAGGAGCAGCUCACUUCCCUGCAAAAAGUUUCCAGCUUCAAACAAAGCCGGAACACCAUGACAGCCCAAAGUGUGCUGUCAGAGGUGGAGGUACUAAGGAGAAGAGUCGUGGAAAUGGAGGGGAAGGACGAGGAACUGAUGCGGAUGGGGGACCAGUGUCGAGACCUAGACCGCAGACUAGCGAGGGAGAUCAGCCAUGGCCGUAGCCUGAGGGUUGAGGUGGAUAAACUCAAUGGAAGAAUCAGUGAAUUGGACCGGCUAGAGGAGGCUUUAAUUAGGAGCAAACAGGAUUGUAGUGUUCUGAAGGGGAACUUAGAUAAAGAGAGAGAGGUUAGCAAGAUGCUGUCAGGUGAGCUUGAUACUUUGAGAGUCAAGGUGAGAGACCUUGAAGCUGCCGAGAGCCAAAUGGAAAAAAAUGAAACAACGAUUAGACAGGACCUGACAAAGCUGAGGUCACUGACUGUGGCUUUGGUGGAGGACAGAAAGAACAUGGCUGAGAGGCUACAGCAGGCUGAGGAAAAACUAAACAGGAAGGAGGGCAAGCACAAUGAGCAAAGCAAUUUGACAACAAUGACAGAAAGACUAAAAGAAGAGAGGCAGCAGACUUUCAGGUCUCAAGCAGAUUUAGAGGAAAAGCUUAAGGGUAUAGCAAAGGAAAAAGACGAGCUCCAAGACAGACUAAAAAUGGAAGAGGGGAGGAACAUUGAGCUACAGAAUAAAGUUACCAUAAUGAGAAAAAGAUUACAGGUCUUGGAAAAUAGGAAAGAGAAAGAGGAGAAGUACACACAUGGCUCUAUUCCAAACAAUGCCAACCAUCAAUGCCAAACAGCAGACAACAAAUUCAAAGAACUGACUGAGGAGCUAGACAGGCUGCGGAAGAGACUCCGGGACAAAGAAGUGUUGGAGGGAGAGCUGUUGAAUGUGGUAGAGAACUUUGAGUCCCUGGAGAAGAGGUUCAAGGAUGAACAGAGGAGGUCCAAGGCUCUAACAGAAGACCUUGAGGUGGCAAAGAGGGAACUUUCCAGGUAUGAGCAAGCAGAGAAGCAAGAAGUCAACCAGGAGCACCUCCUCCUCUGUCGUCUUCAGAAGGAGCAGGUUAAGUCCAGACUUUUAGCCAGAGAAGUAGAUACCUUGAAGGAGAAACUCCAGCAGCUGAUGGGGACUGAGGAGUCCAUUUGCAAAGUGCAGACAGACCACUCCUCACUACAAAGGAAAGUGAUCCAGCAAGAAGCCAGGAACAGAGAGUUGGCCAGAGAGAUGAAAGAACUGGCCAGCGAGCUAGACAGAUAUAAACAAGUCAAGAAUCGGACACCUGGUGCUGACAGAAAUGACUUUUCAGACUUCCAUCAGACCACCAAAGGGGUACAAACUGAGCCAGUAGACAGUCUGCCUCCUGACUACGGCAAGCACAGUGAGAAACAAGAUGAAGAAAAUGACGACAAGGACCCAAAUUGCAAUGCAAAAGUCAUAAACAGAAGACCUUCUCUUCUUCUCAACAAUCUCAACAGCUUGAACAGUGCAAAUAACAACAUGAGCCAAUACAGUAGCCAUUCAGGUAACAGCAUAGAUAUGCACCAAACAGUUAAUGGGGAGGUUAUGAUGUUAACACACACACGAGGGCAGCCCUUGCACAUCAAGGUAACACCACAUCAUAUACUUAACACAGCAACACUCGAGAUUAGCAGCCCCACUGGAGACACAGCCCCAUCCUACACGAGCACGGCUGUAAUCCCAACAAGUGGAGCCUCACCCAAGCAGAGAAUUACCAUCAUCCAAAACUCAAGUCUGCCUGCAGCCAGUAUUAAAUCCCCCCCACCAAGCCCCGACCGCCCCAUCUCCCCACUUCAUGGCACGACCAUAACUCGGGUGUUAAGUCCAAAUUCAUCACGCUCUGUGACACCUGACCUCAACGGCUCCCCCAUUCAGAUUGUAACUGUCAGGACCUGCUCCCCAGAGCCAAUUGAGGCUGCAAAUCAGGCAGUUUUUUGUAAAACCCCAGAGUGGCAGAACAGCUGGCAACAUCAGAAGUCCAACAGUGCAGACACAAGUCCCAGUAUUAUCACCACAGAAGAUAACAAGAUCCAUAUCCAUCUGGGGAGCCCUUAUAUCCAGUCUGUCAAUGGUAUGACCCACAGCCAUUCACAACCUGAUGGACAAUACUAUCUUAGACAUGAGCAAAGGACUCAAGUACUCACCAGUGGCUGCCAUGUCAAAGGUGCUGGCAAGAUUACAAGUAGCAUCACUAUAUCCCCUGCUACCUCUCCAGGCUCACACCCCUCUAAUAUUACAAUUCCUCUGGGGUCACUGCAGAAGCCUAAACCAACAAUGAUUCCCAAGACCAAAGGAUAUGGCACAAACAGACGAUGCAGGACAGAAAAACAGAAAACCUCCCACCGUCCAUCCAGCAAAAUCACUGACUGAAGUCUAGAUGUUAGAUUUACAUGAUGCAAGUUAGUAUCAUGCAUAUCAUAUAAUGCAUCCCUUACUUUAAGUGAUAAUACUGUAUGUCUGACAAUAAGUCUGCGUAUUUUCAUGAAAAGAGUCAUUUUUCAUUUAGACAUCCAGUGGUCUAACACGACCAGGUCAAUAAUCCUUGAAGCACACGAGGGCCCUCUAUUGGUAUGCAGAGUGUAUGAUUUUGCAAGGGCAGCCACAAAAACCUUCCUAUGAAAACAGAUAACAUGUGCAGAUAAUGAAGGUGGGUAUGGUGGAAUGUCAAUAGCUAAACACCACGUAUGAGAGAAAUCUAGUUAAUUGUGACUUUCAAUGGCAUAUGAAGGAGAAACAAUGUUAGAAAGAAGCGAACAACUAGUUUCCCUUUCCAAACAUGCACACACACGAGCACGUGUUAUCAUAACAACCUGUGCUGAAAACGCCAAAUCUUCCAGUUUUAACAAAUUUAAGAGAAUGUAAUCAAACACCCAAUUCUGCGUUGUGGUUUUUAAACUGCCGGUUCUCUCAGACUGGAAACUUAAGUGAGAAACUCCCUAGCCACAGCUGGCUCGUGUACGUUAGCAUACAGUUAGCUUAGACUUAGCUUAGACCCAUACUUUCUCGCGAUAUCUUAGAAGCUAAUGUCACAUUACAGCUAACAAGACCCCGAAACACCGCACAUUUGUCUUUAACAUAAUGAGUAAACUUACUAAAUCAAUUACCAUCGUGUUGCCACCACUCGUCACCCAAGUCGUCUCCCAUUUUCCUCGCCCAGAUGUCCGUCCAAUCCAAAUCUACCGCUGCGUGAGCAUGGUGGGGGUGUGUUCACAAGCAGCACGUUGAACUGUUUCAAAUAUCAGCAGCGGCAUCAUCAUGGUUCAGUGCUACCUUCUCAUAUGGGGACCAGGAGUUAAAGUAGUUUUAAUUUCUUGCCGGUAUUGUUGCCACAGCCUUCACUUCAUAUUGUUCACUUAUCCUCAGCUUCAUCCAAUAUUAAUAUUUAUAUAUUUAUAUUAAAGAUAUGUGUU
Solea senegalensis (Senegalese sole) is the source of this 3953-nucleotide messenger RNA. RefSeq names its product filamin A-interacting protein 1-like. The record is from RefSeq and is a predicted model, not a curated record. The coding region runs from base 550 to 2913 and encodes 787 amino acids. Lineage: Eukaryota; Metazoa; Chordata; Actinopteri; Pleuronectiformes; Soleidae. The transcript has 3 exons.